AUGAAGAACUCGGAUCCUCUCAAAAAUAAAUUCUUCGGCAGUUUUAUGAUGAAGUCGGCUUACUAUUUUUGCCUGUUACCCGACGUUCUGGACUUCAAAACUAAAUUUACUCGAAUGUUUUACAUUUAUUGUGGUAAAUUUGUCUACAGUAUAGUAAUUUUCGUUAACUUUAGUCAAAUUGUUAAGUUAUAUCAGAUUUUCAACGACGAAACGUUAAUUGUUGCCGAAGUCUUCAGAAAUUUGAAUGUCACGCUUUACUUUGCUAAUGUUAUUAUCAGGGGUAUUUUUUUGAAAGGCAAACUCAGCGGCAAAAUCUUCAAAAAAGUUUUCGAAUUCGAGAACUUCAUUUAUUCCACUGGUGACCCUACAGUUCAAACCGCCUACGAAACAUCUCUGAUUUUAGUCCAAAGAACUAAGUACUGUUACUUCAUAAUUUCGGUGCUUAUGAUGGGCGGCUACGUUCCAGCACCAUUGUUUAGGGAUCCUUAUUACCUAACUCUAGGUAACGAGACAGUAGCCGUCACCCAAACGCCCAUAUCUAUAUGGAUACCAUUCGACAACUCCUAUUUUCUUUCUUACGUGUACGCCACUUCAUUUGGAUCCUUCACGACUUACAUUAUGAUUUCAACAGAUAUGCUUUGCUAUUGCUUUAUUCUUUUUGGGGUUUGUCAAUUGGACGUGUUGUGUCACUACAUACGUAACUUCCAAAGAUAUGCUUCUGAGCACUCGGCUACGCACAGAACGACUAUGGAGGACUCUUACAAGAAGAUGCAGGAGGAAAACAUACAGAGGCAUAAAGACAUUAUUAACUACGUAAUACAAUUGAAUAAAACUUUAAGGAACAUAUUGCUACUGGAUUUUAUGCCUAGUUCCAUUCAAAUGGCGACAAUAAUUUAUUUAAUCGUGACAAAUCUGAGCCUGGUGCAACUGCUCCUCCUCAGUCAAUUCGCCAUAUUUCACCUCGUCAGGGUUUUCAUUUAUUGCUACAGUUCGAACAUAUUGACUCAGAGAAGUCACGAAAUCGGAAAAUUGUGGUACAAUUUGGAUUGGACCGUUUAUCCUGAGGACGUACGCAAAAAUAUCGUAAUGUGCAUUAUGAGGCCUCAGAAACCUUUGUAUAUUUCAAUCGGAAAGUUUCACAAUAUUGCCUUGGAGACCUUUUUAGCGAUUGUACGAGGAGCUUAUUCUUAUUCGUUGCUACUUUCCAGCAUCUAGAAUGGACAGUUUUGUACAGGAUGAUUCAAAAUAACAAAUCUGCUGCUACUUUCUAACAAAAACGUUAACAUAUUAUGUAUGGAGAGAUGAUAGGGAAAUAUAGUAAAAAAUACAUUUAGGGUAAAUAAUAUAGAUAAUAUUACAAGCAACAGCAGUUUUCUACUAGAAUUUUUUUUUAUUGUAAUGAAUAUUUAUUUAUUCUUCUACAGGGUGUAGGUACCUAUCAAGUUUGAUU
Messenger RNA from Ceutorhynchus assimilis (cabbage seed weevil), 1450 nucleotides. The record is from the annotation of a GenBank genome assembly. NCBI's taxonomy places the organism in Eukaryota, Metazoa, Arthropoda, Insecta, Coleoptera, Curculionidae.